Messenger RNA from Phodopus roborovskii (desert hamster), 2574 nucleotides. It is a transcript of the gene Hsh2d, whose product is annotated as hematopoietic SH2 domain containing. Gene Ontology annotation, cellular component: cytoplasm. Bases 1026 to 2027 code for a protein of 333 amino acids. The record is from RefSeq and is a predicted model, not a curated record. Lineage: Eukaryota; Metazoa; Chordata; Mammalia; Rodentia; Cricetidae. The transcript is spliced from 6 exons.
AAAGAAAGAAAGAAAGAGUUGGGGGAUGGGAGUGAGAGAGAACUGGGAUCGAUAUGUAAAACAAGAAAAAAUAAAAACAAAAGAGGUUGCCUCUCACCUUCCCAUAUACAUAGAUGUGUAAGCAAUCUGUAUGUGUAAUGUAUUGACUCUAUAGUAUUCUGUUCCAGCCAUCCCCUUCCAAAGAUGUCACUUAACAACAGAAGUUAAAGCCCCAAACGGUUAAGUUUGUGACACACAGCUGUUAUGUAGGGUAGAAUUUGAACCCAGACAAUCUGCCUCUGAUUCCAGAUGCUUGAUGAUCCCAGGCCCUCAUCCAGGGGAGACCCUGGCUUGGAAGAGACUGUUUACCACCAUGGAACCCCUGUUGAGAGAGAGAGGGAAUAGGAAAUGGGGACAGAGACAGAGGUUAUCAAGUGUUCAUUAGUGGAUUCGGUUAAUGACUUUUCUCUGAAGCCUUUGGGCCACACCUGAGGGAAUGUGUUUGUUCUCCGGGAAGAAUGUCAGCACAGCCACCCUGUAUCAACAGACCCUCCCUAUGGGAUCCAUCCACUCAGGUCUGGGAACUGAAUGAAGAGUGACUGAGGGGUCUGGGGAGAGCUUUUUGCUUACUUUCCUUCAGUUUUUCAUUUCAGGGCCAUGUCCCUAUGUCACCAGCCCACAAAGCCCUGCAGUACCCUGAGUGUAAAUCAAACAACAAGAGUGUGAAUUAACAGCUCACUGGAGGAGCUAUCACCUAAGGAGGUAGACACACAAGGGUUGGGGGUCCAAGGCCAUCCUUGGCUAAAUGUUGAGUGCCAGGCUAGCUUGUCUCAUAAAACAAACCAAGAUCUGGCUUAGCCCAUAAAAUGCUUCCUGUGUGAGCAUGAAGGCCUGAGUUCAAAUUUUCAUUCCAGCAGGCAUGGAGACAACAGAGCAAAACAAAGGCCCAGCUUGGGGUGGAGAGACCCCUGGAAUUCUGUGACCUGCCCCAGGUUUAGUGAUAGACCCUUUCUCAGAAUAGAAGGUGACCCCCUUCCCUGGAUGCCAUGGCAGAAGCUGGGAGGUUGCCCCCACCACUACCCCCUCGGCUGGACUGGUUUGUGCACACCCAGGUGGACCGGCUGGCCCAAUAUGGGAUCCCGGAGUGGUUCCAUGGUACCAUCUCUAGAGAAGUUGCUGAGAACCUGCUGGAGUCACAACCCCUGGGGGCAUUUCUUAUCCGAGUCAGCCACAGCCAUGUGGGCUACACCCUUUCCUACAAAGCCCAGACCUGCUGCCGUCACUUCAUGGUGAAACUCACAGAUGAUGGAACUUUCAUUCUUGCUGGGGAUCAUGUGACCCACGCUUCUCUGGACGCCCUGGUCACUUUCCACCAGGAGAGACCCAUUCGUCCAUAUGGAGAGCUACUGACCCAAGCCUGCGGGCAGAAGGAUCCAGCAAACGUGGACUACGACGAUCUCUUCCUGUACUCUAAUGCCCUGGUCCAGGAUGCUGAAAGCCGCGGGUCCACGGAAAUUCAGAGGCCUUCUUCCUGCCCACCAGAGGAGAACCCUGAAAGGAUCCCUUCUGCAGCAACUGGCAGAAAGCUUGCGCCAGCCCCCUGCUCCCCAAAGGCACUGUUUGGGGAGGCAGGACAGAGGCUGAGGAAGAACCUGAGGACGCUGCCAGAGACCAGCCGGAGGCUGAAACAGCGGCUCACCUCACACCUGUCCGCCACAAACCUGCAGGGAGACACCAGGCGUGAGGUGCAUCAUCAUAGCCCCGUGACUCGAGCAUCCAGCUGGGACAGUGCUUGCCACUCUUCGGACCCUGGUGCAGCCACCUCUCUCCAAAACCAUUCAGAGCCCCAGGCCUGGAGAGGCAGAGAAUCCACCUUCACAGCCUCCAGGCCUACCAGCUGGAAGGACACAGUCUCGGCCUGGGGUGGAAAGCUGGUGAGGGCCCUGUCUGUGCAGGCAACCACGCCAGAGCCUGCAGACUUGCCAGAAGCCCAGGACUGGCUACCUGAGGAAUAUCUCCGACCACCACCUUUUGCCCCUGGGUACUGAUAGCACCCCCUCUAUCUUGGGUACCUAUCUCUUUUCCAGUCCCUGCCCCUGCCCCUGCCCUCACAACCAGAGAACUGUGCUAAAGGGGUUAUAGGGCUGAAUUCUGUAGUUGCCAGCAGAGAGACCUGAUUGUUCUAACAAUAAUACAAUUACCACUUUAGGGACUCUAAUGAGAUGACCCAUUGGUAAGGAAGUAAAGGGCUUGCAGGAAAGCCUGACUACCUGAGUUCAAUCCCUGGUACUCACAUGACAGAGGGGAAGACCCAACUCCUGAAAGUUGUCCUCCAACCUCCACAUACAUGCAUACAUGUGUACACACACACACACACACAUACACGGUGGACACAAUACAUGCCAGGCCUAUAUCACAACCUCUCUGAUCAUGAGGUAGCCUUCUAUAUCCAUGGGAUCCAUAUUUCACAUUCAGCCACAUUAGCCUACUUAAUGAAUUCCAGACUGUUGUUUAAAAAAUGGUAGGUGAGAGAGCCGCCAUCAAUCGGCAGAGCUCAUGUGGAGACUUUUCUUAUUGGAGGAAGAGAAUGGGAAA